Messenger RNA from Phlebotomus papatasi, 2234 nucleotides. RefSeq names its product cAMP-dependent protein kinase catalytic subunit 3 (gene Pka-C3). Gene Ontology annotation, biological process: protein phosphorylation. The coding region runs from base 495 to 1763 and encodes 422 amino acids. The transcript has 6 exons. Gene Ontology annotation, molecular function: ATP binding; protein serine/threonine kinase activity. Lineage: Eukaryota; Metazoa; Arthropoda; Insecta; Diptera; Psychodidae. The record is from RefSeq and is a predicted model, not a curated record.
UUUAUUUCAACAGCCGGGAAAAUUGCGUCGAUCCACGAAUAUGUCUCGAAGAUAUAUUUAUAAUAAAUAUAUACAUAUUGGUUUGGAGUUUCGCGAACGCAGAGGAAAAUCUCUCGCAUACUCGCGCUUUUCCUCAUCAUCAGCUUCGAUUAGAUUAGGGAGAAAACCGAAGCUGAGAAGCGAGUGAUGUCUUCGGUCUGGCGAGCAACACAUUUUAAUUUCAGAUUCAACUUGACUGGUUGAGUGUGCAGACGCCUCUAGAGAGGAAGGAAUAAAUCGUCAGAGGAAAAAGCUUCGUACACAUAUUGUGGCAAGUGAUUUGUUGUGUGAUUUGUUUCUUUGAACAAAUAAUCUCAUAAAACUUUUGCAAAAGUGCGUGAAAAUCCGGAUAAUUUGAGUGAAAAGUGAAGAAAAACCCCCUUACUGAAAAUUGAGAUUUCCUGGAAAAGCGAUAGGAAUUGCUGGUGUUUUAUAAAUAAAAUAAACUGGCGGCAAUGCGUGGAAGAUCUCGGAGUCAGAGCUUAAGUGAGACAAGCAGCUGUAGUUCCACGGCGGCGAGUGAUUUGAGCCACAAAUUGUCCUCAGCAGCCAUUAUAAGUGACGAUGUGGACUCAGACACUGAGACUACCAACAAUUCUGCCAAAAUCAACGGAAAAAUGAGCUCGAGAAAUGAUACAACCUCCACGGCGACUAGUACUUCCACGGAGGACUCAGAUCCUGUAGAGUCUGACUUUAGUGAUGCAGAUGCUGAAGAAAUUCAGGAGGAAGAAGUCGAGGAAACUGAGGAAGAGGUUGUUGAAGAGGAAGAAGUCGAAUACACCCUAGAUGAUUUUCAAAUCAUCAAAACUAUCGGCACAGGCACAUUUGGACGUGUCUGUCUGUGUCGAGAUAAAACGGACAAUUCUUACUGUGCCAUGAAGAUUCUGGCCAUGUGUGAUGUCAUACGGCUGAAGCAAGUGGAACACGUUAAGAAUGAAAAGAAUAUUCUGGCAGAGAUCCAUCAUCCAUUUAUUGUAAAUCUAAAGUGGUACACGAAAGACAACACUAGCCUCUACAUGCUUUUUGAAUACGUUUGCGGUGGGGAAUUGUUCACAUACCUGAGGAAUGCUGGAAAAUUCAACAAUUCAACAGCAAAUUUCUAUGCCUGCGAAAUCGUCAUGGCCCUCGAAUAUUUGCAUUCACUUUCCAUUGUUUACCGGGACCUGAAACCCGAAAAUCUUCUCUUGGACCGCGAUGGACAUUUGAAAAUUACAGAUUUUGGAUUUGCAAAGAAACUUAAGGAUCGUACAUGGACAUUGUGUGGUACACCUGAAUAUCUAGCUCCUGAGAUUCUUCAAUCCAAAGGACACAAUAAAGCUGUAGACUGGUGGGCUUUAGGUGUUCUCAUUUAUGAGAUGCUCGUGGGGUAUCCCCCCUUCUACGAUGAUAAUCCUCUGGGGAUCUACGAGAAGAUUUUGAGCGGAAAAGUAGAAUGGCCACGUCAGAUGGAUGCUGUUGCGAAAGAUCUUGUUAAAAAGCUGCUGGUAUUGGAUCGCACCAAGCGAAUAGGAAACAUGAAAAAUGGUUCAGAUGAUGUUAAGAGGCAUCGAUGGUUCAAACACCUCGACUGGACGGAUGUAUACAAUAGAAAAUUGAAGCCUCCAAUUGUGCCACAAGUACGAUUUGAUGGGGAUACUAGCAACUUUGAUGAAUAUCCAGAAGCAGAUGCCAAAAAGACACGCAUGCCAUCCAGUACAGAAAGGAAACUAUUUGACGAUUUUUAGUAUCAUAGUAACACUAAAAAUCAAACUGUGUACCACUGACUGACUAUCAAGUCCUUCCAAUUGGAAACUUUAAGGAAGGAAAUAGGAAGACGUCGCCUACAGAUUAUUUAUACAUUUUACCGCGUGGAUUGAUUAGUUUUUUUUCUAUUUUACAUUUCUUUUUGAUAUUCUUAAUGAGAUAAUUCAGAAUGCUUAGAUCAAAACCCUGUUAACGUUUUUUUGUAGGCUGUUUGGAUGAUGAUUUUCUUUUUACAAGGAAAAAUCACUUGGAAGAAAAUGCUGUAAUAGUGAAUUUGUUUUAUCGUUUGAAUAGGAACGCGUGUGUCCUCAAAAAAAAAUAUAAUGUGAAAAUAUUAGAUUAAAUUAUGUAUCUGUGAUAGGAUAAAGGAUAGAUUUAGGGAAUACUUUAGGAAUAAGAAUACCUAAUAUAUUUUAUUGAGAGUCUAGUAAUAGAAAACUUACUGUACAAAA